CUUUCCCACCCCCAUUUCUACUGUGGGGGGGAUUCUAAAGAGGAUCCUCGCCACCCCCACCUCACGCACGUAUCUCAGUUCUUUUUUCUAUCAGAAUUCCCCAUGCUUGCCCAUGGAUCGCGUUUAACUGUUUACACGUAGAUUCAGAGUCAUAUCCAUUUGAGGAUCACUAUACUCGUUACCAGUUUUAAUAAUGGUUUGCGGGGGACAGUCAGCUACGGGUGAAAGGGAGAUAUACACACUGUUUCCCUGGAUGGUUUCGGAACAUGGUGUUAAACUUUAAAAUGGAACCCUGAGAACAAUCCGCGGGAACGCUGCUGUGAAUCACUUUGCCACAGAGCACAUUUCUGCGCCUGGGCCAGAGCCUGGGCAAUCUCUCUCUCUUCGUCCCAUCACUGACUCCCAGGUCUUUGCUUUGUGGAGGCAGGAUGGACAGAUUCCUGGUGAAGAGGGUUCCAGGGGACCUUUUGGGAAAGAGGGAGCAAGAGCAGGCAGGAAAAGGCCCAGCAGGGCAGGGAGAAGACGAGGAAAGCACCAGGAAAAGGCCCAGGAGGGAACCACUGGGGAAGGGUGCGGACUUGGCAGGCCCCAGCUGGCAACACAUUCGGUCCGAGGGCCUGGACUGUGAUUACACAAUCCUGUUUGGCAAAGCCGAAGCGGACGAGAUUUUCCAGGAGUUGGAGCAAGAAGUGGAAUAUUUUACAGGCGCACUGGCCCAGGUGCAGGUGUUUGGGAAGUGGCACAGUGUGCCGAGGAAGCAGGCGACCUACGGUGACCCCGGGCUGACCUACACGUUUUCAGGCCUCACUCUGUCCCCAAAGCCCUGGAUCCCGGUGCUAGAGCGAGUCCGGGAUCGUGUUUCGCUGGUGACUGGACGGACCUUCAACUUCGUGCUCGUUAACAGGUACAAAGAUGGCCGUGACCACAUUGGGGAACACCGAGAUGACGAAAGAGAACUGGCUCCUGGGAGCCCCAUCGCCUCCGUCUCCUUCGGGGCCUGCAGAGACUUCUUCUUCCGGCACAAAGACUCCCGCGGGAAAAACCCCACCCGGAGGGUGGAGGUGGUCAGGCUCCCGCUGGCCCACGGGAGUCUGCUGAUGAUGAAGCCCCCAACCAACUCUUGCUGGUAUCACAGUCUCCCCGUCCGCAAGAAGGUUCUGGCUCCGCGCGUCAACCUGACCUUUCGUAAAAUUCUGCCUGCUAGGAAGUAAACAGGUUUUCCAGUGA
Molecule: messenger RNA, 1227 nt
Organism: Artibeus jamaicensis (Jamaican fruit-eating bat)
Lineage: Eukaryota; Metazoa; Chordata; Mammalia; Chiroptera; Phyllostomidae
Gene: ALKBH2
Product: alkB homolog 2, alpha-ketoglutarate dependent dioxygenase
Exons: 4
Coding region: 429-1211 (260 amino acids)
Biological process (GO): DNA repair
Source: RefSeq, a predicted model, not a curated record